UUGUUUGCUUACCAUGUGUAUUAAGCUAAGUAUUUUAUAUUAUUAUCUCAUGAUCUCAUGUGAUAACCUUAUAAAGUGGCUAAUAUCCCGAUUUCUGUAGAUGAAGAAAAUAAAACUGAAUGAUUAACUGAAGCUAAAGUAGAUUGCUCAGAAUUGCACCAGUGGAGCGAGGAUUUGAACCUAGUUCAAAUCCCUGGUAGUAGUCUGACUCCAGACUAGUACUAUAGACAGCUUCUACCAGGUGUCUAUUAUGUCCUUUUUGGAAUAAGUAGGAGAUAUCUCACCUGAUUUUCUAUCAGGUGUUUAAAAAAGGUUGUUUCCUUACUUAAUCUUCAGUGGAUGAAAUUCUGGUUGAAUAUCAUACUGAGAAGUUUGAUAAAAAGAAGUGAAUUUGGAGGAGGCUGUUGGUAGAGGUUUCCUGUGGGGAUGGAUAUAAGUCUGGGGUGUGUGUGUGUGUGUGUGUGUGUGUGUAUGUAUUAGAACACACACACAUUCUUGAAAUGAAAGUAUUAUAAAUUCUUGAAAUAAAGAUUCAAAUAAUAAGCAGAUGGUGUGUAUGUGUGUAUAUGAGGAGUGGAAAAUGUAAAAAUGAAGAUUGUAAGUAAUAAACUGGGCAUUAUAAGAGUCUGGAAAUAUAAAUCAAUUUUAGAAUAAUAAAAUUGGGAUGGAGGAAAGAAUACAGAAUGGAAGAAGGAAAUUAAACCGGAAACUUUAAUAUGGCUAUGGAUGAAAAACCAAAAUAUUUGUGCAGAAUGGAAAGUGAGUUGUUCCACUUAAUAUGGAAGUUGAUGACUUAGGACCAUGGCAGUCUAAAAGUCAGAUAUGUAGCACUAGUUCUGGAUGUAUGAAAAUGACUGCUGGUCUGAAAAUAAUUUUGUUUUCCUUGAUCUCUACUAGCUUUUGGCAGUCAUGAAAGCCACCGAAUGGCUCUUGCAGAUUAUCAGAUAUUCUUUAUGAGACAAAAGUAUAUAUUUUCUUUUCCUCUUUUCUUUAUUCCUAUCCUUCUCUUCCUCUAUCUCUCAUUCCAUUCUCCUCCAUUCCUUCUAAACCUUUGUCUUAGGAUGGACAUAGGCAGAUGUUGCUUAAACCUUUAGUUGAUACCUGAAAAACAAAUAUAGUCUCUUUAUUAAGUACAUUUUUUUCCCCUUAACAAGCAUACUUAUUUGAGUGAAUGCUGUUCUUCAGAGUAGGCAAUCUGCUUUGAAAUCUACUUCUAGAAUGACUGGCAGUUCAGAUUGAGACAUACAAAAAUGAAAAGUUCUUGCCUGGCUUCAUCACUUCACCUCAGUCACCAGAAUCUGAAUAACUUUGGGUGUUUGGAAAAAAUCAGAUCCUCUCUUGGAAAGACAGAGAUUUGCGGCUCUGAAGGUAGUUGCAAAACAGGCAAUUGCUCAAAUCUUUUGUGAAAAUAGGGCAGUGUCUUUGCCAUGUUCUCACCUAAGAUAAGAAUUUAUAUUUUAUUUUUGUGUAUCUGUGAUAGCAUUGGGCUAGCAGCUCCUUGAUGUUCAAGCUCCAGCCUCAUUCGUCCCUGGGGAACAGUGACACACUGCCUUUGGAACAGGAUCAUAAAAGCAGCAGAGUUAGUGGAGUCUACUAUGGCUCAAGAAUCUCCCAAAAAUUCAGCAGCAGAAAUUCCAGUGACCAGUAAUGGAGAAGUUGAUGACUCUCAUGAACAUGGCUUUAAUAGGGAUUUGAAGCACUCAUUACCAUCUGGACUUGGACUCUCAGAAACCCAAAUUACAUCUCAUGGCUUUGACAGUACCAAAGAGGGAGUUGUUGAAGCAGGAGCCUUUCAAGGUUCCCCAGCACUGCCGUUGCCAUCUGUUAUGUCUCCUAGCAGGGUUGCAGCUAGUCGACUGGCUCAUCAAGGAAGUGAUUUAAUUGUUCCUGCAGGUGGCCAGAGAACACAGACAAAAAGUGGACCAGUUAUUCUAGCAGAUGAAAUUAAAAAUCCUGCAAUGGAAAAGUUAGAACUUGUUAGAAAAUGGAGUCUAAACACUUAUAAGUGUACUCGACAAAUUAUCUCUGAGAAGCUAGGCCGUGGCUCAAGAACUGUGGACCUUGAACUUGAAGCUCAAAUUGAUAUAUUAAGGGAUAACAAGAAAAAAUAUGAAAAUAUUUUAAAACUGGCUCAAACAUUGUCGACCCAGCUUUUCCAGAUGGUACAUACCCAAAGGCAACUUGGAGAUGCAUUUGCUGACCUGAGUUUGAAGUCACUAGAACUUCAUGAAGAAUUUGGCUAUAAUGCAAAUACCCAGAAGCUGCUGGCUAAAAAUGGAGAGACUCUUCUUGGGGCCAUUAAUUUUUUCAUUGCUAGUGUGAACACUUUGGUGAAUAAAACAAUUGAAGAUACAUUAAUGACUGUGAAACAGUAUGAAAGUGCCAGGAUUGAAUAUGAUGCAUAUCGCACUGAUUUGGAAGAACUGAAUCUUGGACCACGUGAUGCAAACACUCUGCCAAAGAUUGAGCAGUCACAGCAUCUCUUCCAAGCACAUAAGGAAAAAUAUGAUAAAAUGCGCAAUGAUGUUUCUAUCAAAUUGAAAUUUCUAGAAGAAAAUAAGGUUAAAGUAUUACACAAUCAGCUGGUCCUUUUCCACAAUGCCAUUGCCGCCUACUUUGCUGGGAAUCAGAAGCAGCUUGAACAGACACUUAAACAGUUCCAUAUCAAAUUGAAAACCCCUGGAGUGGAUGCCCCGUCUUGGCUUGAAGAACAGUAAAAUCACACCAGAGAAUAAAAAGAAAGUCGCAUUGUUAUAUUCUAAACAAACUUAACAAGAAUUAAGCAGAGUUGGGGAGAGUGGGAGGGGUGACAGCCAUUGUAGUGAUCUUGCACAAACAGCUUUAAUUUUUCCCUUUUUCAUACUUUAACAAUUGAACUAUUAAAUUUGAUGGGAAGGUGGGUGGUUUUAAUGUAAACAUAGUUUCUAUAAUCUGAACACAAUAAUUUUCCUUUUUGAGAAAUCCUUUUGUAUUGUGAGGGUUGACGGCUAUUUCUAUAGUUUGAAAACAUCUAAUAUAGAUUUGCACUGACAAGAUAAAAAUUCAAGGUUUUUGGUCCUGGAAAUGAGGGCCAAUUGUAACUUUUCCAAAGGGAGGUUUACAUGAUUUGUAUCAACAUCAGAUAUUUUAUAUAUGAAUAUAUUAAACAUCUUUAAGAGAUUCAUUUUCAUGUAUUAAAGAAAAAAGAAACUAUUUUGCAGAGUAAAGUUAUAUGGUGUUCCUGCAGUGUCCACAUAGAGGCAGCAGCUCUGUUGAAUGACUAAUUAGCUUGUGGAGUUGUGGCAAAUACCUUUUUAAAAAUGAAUUUGUACCAUUGUAAUUUUAUUUAGACUAUUUUAAAUAGUCUAAAUAGACUAUUUAAAUAGAGACUUUUAAGCUUCUGAAUUUCUUCACCCAAAGUCAUUGGACAGUUGCAUUUGCAGUUUCUUGUGGUUCGUAACAAAAUCUGCUUAAGGGAAUUUUUUUUUUUUGACAGGUGGACGUGGGAAUGGAAUUCCUUGAUCGUUUCUCAAGUAGAAAUCUGUACUUAGAAAACUAGUUUUUGGAUCGGUUUCAUUUUGAUAGAAGUGAAUACGUAGACAGCUUUUAUUGACUUCCAUAUGUAACAAUACCGUUUAAGCCUUAAAUCACAGAUAACGUGCCUUCUCAGAUACAGUAAUUCUCGUUCAACCAAUGUACAAAAUCCAUAAAGAAGCCCCUGUUGGAUAAUGUUUGAUGUGUCUAUUCCUUCCAUGGAAAGGAGCACUAUGUAUAAAUGUUGGGUUUCUUUGUACUCAUUAAGUCACAUUUGAGGUUUAUGGUAAAAAUCAACUUUUGAGUGUGCUCUUUGGUUUUUCUUCAUUCGUUUUGAGGAAUGGGAAAAUGGAAGGAUUCUUUGAUUUGGGUAAUGAAGAGCUAAUUUGGGACAGUGUGGUUGUACCAGAAAUAAGGAGGGUUGGAAAGGCCAGUACUGUUUUAGUUGCUCAGCACUACUGGUUUUGUGUUAAUGUGGUUGCCCUGUCCACUACAUGGUUCUGUCAGUAAUGUAAUCCAUUUUCAAUGUAAAGCUCUUUUCAUUUUUGUCAUAGACAUAAAUUAAUAUUUUGAGAGGUAUCCCUCGCCUGUUCAUUUCUUCUGUGUUAAAAUGAAGUACUUAAAAUUACCGUUAUACAUGAACUUUGUGGACUGUAAGAUUUGUUAUAUAUGUUCAAAUGCCUUUUAGCUGGCUUUUUAAUUAUAUGCCUGUUUUGAGUGCUUAAUACAAUGUAAUGUGAUUGUAAAUCAUAAACCUAUUUUAAAUCAUUCAUUCCUGUAUAUUUGUACUCAGAGAGCCUUAUUUUAUUCUUCCAGCAGAAUUACUACUUGUGAUAGUUCAUUUACAUUCCCCAGAAUGUGCCUCUGGUGUGAAUUUUGUAUUGUUAUUAAAAGUGUUUGCUGCAGUAAA
This is a messenger RNA of Callithrix jacchus (white-tufted-ear marmoset), 4423 nucleotides long. The record is from RefSeq and is a predicted model, not a curated record. NCBI's taxonomy places the organism in Eukaryota, Metazoa, Chordata, Mammalia, Primates, Cebidae.